Neogale vison (American mink) is the source of this 1365-nucleotide messenger RNA. Its product is annotated as olfactory receptor 6M1-like. Lineage: Eukaryota; Metazoa; Chordata; Mammalia; Carnivora; Mustelidae. Gene Ontology annotation, molecular function: G protein-coupled receptor activity; olfactory receptor activity. Bases 1 to 1365 code for a protein of 454 amino acids. The record is from RefSeq and is a predicted model, not a curated record. The transcript has 2 exons. Gene Ontology annotation, biological process: G protein-coupled receptor signaling pathway. Gene Ontology annotation, cellular component: membrane.
AUGCUACAGCUGGCCUGUACAGACAUCUCUCUGGCUGAGGUGGCUGACUUUAUCUCCUCUGCUAUGUUGCUCCUGGGCUCCUUGCUCCUGACAGGAGUGUCUUACACCUACAUUGUUAUUACUAUCCUUAGAAUUCCUACUGUGCAGGGAUGGCAGAAGGCCUUCUCUACUUGUGUUUCACACAUCACAGUGGUUACAAUUUAUUAUGGAAGUUCCAUCUUCCUCUAUGUUCGCCCAAAGAAAGGGAACGCAAUGAGCAUUAACAAAUUUGCCACAGUGCUGAACACCGUUGUAACACCAAUGCUGAACCCUUUCAUCUACAGCCUUCGAAAUGAGAAAGUCAAAGAAUCCCUGAGAGACACCACCAGUAAAUACAUAGGUGGAAGUGGCAACAUUAUGGAUCACAGAAACAAGACCAGAGUCACUGAGUUUAUUCUUCUGGGGUUUCAGAAUGAGAAAGAAAUAGAAGUUCUUCUUUUUUCUGCCUUCCUGCUCAUGUACAUAACAUCUCUGAUUGGCAACACCAUGAUCAUCCUUUUGGUGUGUGGUGACUACCGUCUACAUACACCCAUGUAUUUCUUUGUAGCCAAUCUUUCUUUCCUUGAAGUUGCCAUCACCUCCACAGUGGUACCUAAGAUGCUAGCUAACACAUUUUCCCUAACCAAGAGAAUAUCCUUUGUGGGAUGUCUUACUCAGUCUUUCUUCUACUUCCUUCUGGGAUCCACAGAAUUCUUCAUCCUGGCCGUCAUGUCUCUUGACCGAUACAUUGCCAUUUGCAACCCACUGAGGUAUGCCAUCAUCAUGAAUAAACAGACAUGCAUAUUCUUUCUUCUAGGAUCUUAUGUGGGUUCAUUAUUGUCAAUUUUAGUGCCAUCGAUCUUAACUGCUCCUCUUCCAUUUUGUGGGCCAAAUAUAAUCAAUCACUUUUUUUGUGACAGUGGCCCAGUGCUAAAGUUGGUGUGUGCAGACAUCUCUCUGGCUGAGGUGGCUGACUUUGUCUCCUCUGCUGUGUUGCUUUUGGGCUCUUUGCUCCUGACAGGAGUGUCUUACCUGUACAUUAUUGUUACUAUCCUUAGAAUUCCCUCUGCCCAGGGACGACAGAAAGCUUUCUCCACCUGUGUUUCACAUAUCACUGUAGUGACACUUUAUUAUGGAAGCUCCAUCUUUAUCUAUGUCCGCCCAAAAAAGGAAAAUGUGAUGGAUGUUAACAAAUUUGCCACAGUGCUGAACACCAUUGUAACACCAAUGCUGAACCCUUUCAUCUACAGCCUUCGAAAUGAGAAAGUCAGAGAAUCCCUGAGUGAUGCCUUCAAAAAAUGUGUAGGGAUGGUGACAAAUUCAAGAGCUUUAAGAUCUGAAAAAUAA